Molecule: messenger RNA, 4204 nt
Organism: Sitodiplosis mosellana (orange wheat blossom midge)
Lineage: Eukaryota; Metazoa; Arthropoda; Insecta; Diptera; Cecidomyiidae
Exons: 4
Coding region: 951-2381 (476 amino acids)
Source: RefSeq, a predicted model, not a curated record
AUGUCAUAAUGUCAUAAUCGCAGGUUUGCUCAUACCGAGAACACAUUUGGCGUUGUAAACACCAAGUCAACAAAUCAAUCGUACAUUUCAUUACAAUAAAAACUACAGCAGUGUGAAUUCCAAUUCAAUGUUUUAAUUUUCCUAUGGUUUCGCUUAUAAUUCAUAUUAUUUUCGAUACACGUGCGUUUUGUAUCAAUUUGAUCCGGCACAUUGUUGAAUUCAAGUGACUUGAGUGAAAAUGGCGAAUCGUUUCAAGCCAUCCAUUCCAGCGAAGGGAGAAACGAAGGACGAAGAAAUUACGACGAUCAAAUGUGCGCUAAAGACAAUCAUUCGCCCACAAUACCAGCAAGCAUUGAUGAGCAAAAUGACGGAUCUGAGUUUGCAAGCCACUUCCAUUUGUGUUUUGGGCACAUUGCUGUUCUUGUUUGAAGGGCAAAAGGCCUUUGAAUAUAGGCGUCGAGAACAAUAAUUUCGCAUUGUUUGGUGGAAGUGGAGAAGAUAAGAUCAAACUGUGCUUUGAACAAGUGCUAUGGCACAACAAUCAGCCACCAAAACCGAAGUCAAGGUAUAAACCAAGCGGAACAAAGCCACGAGGACCACGAGCAGAGCUGCCACGUAUCGAUCCUGAAUUCAAAGCAAUUGUCGAAGGUCUUGACGACUAUCAUCGUAUCGAUUGGCCCAACAACAAAGAUUUCUGCAAUGGCCUUAAGCAUUUGACCAAUCAGUACACAGAUAACGUCGUCACCAAUUUAACAACGCAUGCUAACAAACACAUCACCCAGUACUUGAAACUGAAGGUUUUCCAAUGGAAUUCAGACGUAGGAGAUGAUGCAGAGAAAUUUUUGCCAAGUGACAUCGCAAGUGUUGUGAAUCUGAUCAUCAAACAAAAAGACAUCAAAGUGCCAAUUCGCGAUCCAAACAAACUCGAACGGUGUAGCGUGUUGUAUGACAUGGUGAACGACCUGAAUGUGUUUCCAGAUAUCGAUCUGCAUGACCUCACGACUAGCAAACAACAUUGGUUUAAGGCCAUGCCAAUGUACCUAUCUAUGCAGCGCGAGAUAGAAGAGUACAAUUCGGAGUGGCCACAUCAGCGCCGACCCAAACGUAAGAAAAGAAAGCGAAAAAAGACAAAAGGAAAAUGGAAACGCAAGCGCAGCCAAAUGCUCGACAACCCAGAUUUUCGGCCAUUCAUCCGAAAUUUAGUAGUGGUGCCGAUGUGUGAUUUCCGGCGUACGCACUUCAAAAUCGAUUGUCCAUCCAUGCGACAGGUGUUGUCUUCGCAAAAAUUAUUGCCGAAAGUGGAAAUUGAGAAUAAAAAAGGAACAACAAGCACAACAAUUAUUCCAGAAAAGGAUUUCAACCGGGACAGAGAUUAUUGGUGGAAUCAGUAUUUUUACAUGCGAAAAAUUCGACGAUUCGUGCGUGCCAAAAAGCAGUUUGACUUUUCCAUAAACACCGAUGGAAUCUCUGUGUCUCUCCAGUACUCGGCCAAAAAGAAGACAGUUAACAAAGAAAUCGACCAAAAAUCUCGCAUUAUUCAGAAGAUUGAGGAUGGCACAAUCAAAAAUUUUUCGGGCGUUGAUUCAGGUGUGCGAAGUUGGAAUACCACAACAACACACGACAUUGAAACUGGCAAAGAAACCAACUUUGUAAUGUCGAGCAAGCAAUUCCACUGGCAAACAGGUCAAAAGGUGCGAAAUGCCAAAGCAAAGCGAUGGACCAAAAAUUUCGUCGAAAAGGAGCGCGCAGACAGAGAAAAUCGUGAGCUGUAUCCAGUGAUGCCGUCGCCAAAAGGUUCAAUGUGGCUGAACUACAUCAAACACCGAGUCAAGAUGAUGAAGCAUGGAAUCUGCGCUUACUCGACUGCCAAAUACACUCGACUCGCCUUGGACAAACACAUCAAGAGCAGUAGUGUUGUCGACGAAUGGGUGAAUAAGGUGACCGAUAAGAAACCGACUCUGUUCUUUUUUGGUGCUGAUGGCGAAAUACCACCUGAUAGCCCAAUAAGUAUCAAGAAGCACGUGCGCUGCCCAGGGGUUCGUAAGACUUUGAGGUCAAUAAAGAAGCGCCGAAAUUGUUUCAUACAAUUGGUGGACGAAUGGGGAACAUCUCGCAACAGACGCAAGAUGUAUGCAUCGAUUCGAAAACCAGAACAAAGCAGCCAGAUUCAAGAAAUGCCGAUGCGUACCCGACGCCAGAACAUUGCUGCCAACGAAAAUUGUGUCAAAGUUGGGCAAAACGGAUCUAUCGAUUUACCGACAGUUACAACGCGCCAUGAACGAAGAAGCAUCGGAAGAGGACGAGUGUUUAUUCCCAAAAGUAAAAUGUUACUACAAAAACUGGCGAUUAAACCUCAAAUGCUCUGUGAUUUGGCAUUGUGACGUCGUGGCUGCUAAGAACAUUCUACUGAAAGGACAUUACUGGGACUUCCGAUACCAGGGGCGAUCAAUAGGUAUUGGCGCGAAGCUGGUGAAGCAGCCGCUGCUGUUGCCGCUGCUGCUGCCGCCAGAGCAACCGCUGCUGCUGUCGCCAUCGUGGAUAAUGAUGUAGAAAUGUUCGAGUACGACCAGCAGCCAGCUGAUCAUGCUGUCUAAUCAGCACAUUGCAAACAAAAAAAAACAAAUGUAACAUUAGUUAUUAAAGGCUAUCCCGAUCAUGUGGGAUAGUUGCGUUGAAGCAAGUUGACUCCCCAUCUGGUUGAUGUUAACUGCGCAGGAGUACUUUAGUGGGUGUUUUUAGGUAAGCAUUAUUCGAUUUUGCAAAGAGUUUUUUGCUUCGGGACGUGCCAAUAUCAAUCGAUUCUUUACAUUAAUGCCAUAAUUUGAAACAGAAUUUGAAUGAAACUACACAUUUCAUCGACACAUUUGCCAUACGUACGACCGUUAUAAAUCAUAGCAAAUAAGAAACUUCAGCGGUUUUAAUAGAUUUGCAUUCAAUUUUAUUAAUGAAUGUAUGGUUUUUAAUUGUAAGUUAUUUAUAAUUGUAUUGUAUAAUUUAUCUUAUUCAUUCUUUGAUUUUCUGGCUUCUUCAUUAUUUUUUUCUUCUGUUCAGUACAUUUGUGGUGUGUUUGUUUGACAAUAUAAUCAAUUUAAGAUUGUCAUUUUAAUUUCAUAAAUUCUGCCUGAAUGAGAAAGUCUUGAAAUUUCAAUGAGUCGUUUAUUUUGUUUUUGUAAUAUAAGUUAUCCGCUAAAUUUUCGGUAUGGAUGAGUAAUUGAUGUAAGUACGAAAGCGAUGUUAAUUCCACUAAAUGUUAAAAUAUCGGAUUUUCCCCUCAAUUUCCGUUGAAACAAUGCCGAAUUCUCUAUCAAUAGUAUUUUAUCUAGAUUUUCACCGGUAUCAUAAGCAAUUUUCGUUCGCAUUUCCUUUCUGUUAUCUGAUGAAUAGUGAUAUUUUAAGAGCUUCGAUGAUUCGAAAAAUGGUGAACGGAACAAAUGUCAAAACUAUGGAAUGUCGAUCAUCACAUUUUUGUUCAAUUUUGUAGGAUUCAAUUUUUUUUUUGCAUCAUAUACGAUAUACUUAUAACAUAUUCCGUAUGUUUUUUUCCAAAACAAGCAAUAAUUUUAUACAUGGAAUAAAAUUCAAAUUGAUACCAAGAAAUUUUUGUUCGUAUCUUCUUUUUUCGUACAAGCGACAAUUUUAGUGACGAAAUAAAAUAUUAGUUUAAUUUUUAAAAAGAAAUACCAAAAAUAUUGUAAAUAACAAAAUUAAUAAAUUAACUUUUCUUUUCCACUUGUUAGAUAAAAAAUACAAUGUAAACAUUUUUUCGGACCAAUAUUUAUCGGGAAAAAUCCACAGUUAAAAUGUCUCAAAAUGCAUUAAAUUGAAGUAUAUAAAUUUGGAUUUGUUGAACGCCUUCAUUCCAUAUUGUCAAAAAUCAUUUUUUGUAGAAAUUUGUAAAUUGUCAAAAUUGGAUAUUUGAAAAAAUGAAAAAAAUUGGCAAGUCAAAUCCAGCAUCAAUGGGUAAAUUGUCAACUGUAUAAAAAUGGUCAAUGUGAUGAGAUUCUGUUCGCUGAAUAUAUAUGUAGGAAUGUUCUGAUGAAUGGCAAUUUUCUCAAACAAGCUUGGAGUUUCAAUGGUGGCGGCUACUAAAAUAUGUAAUAAAAUUUUCUGUUUUUCUUUAAUCUGUGCCUUGUUAGACAACAAUUUAACACCAAAGAACAAAAACGACACAAAUCAAUAAAUAUUUUUUUUUUGUAUAUCUAAA